Messenger RNA from Parathielavia appendiculata, 435 nucleotides. RefSeq lists its product as uncharacterized. The transcript has a single exon. The record is from RefSeq and is a predicted model, not a curated record. Bases 96 to 320 code for a protein of 74 amino acids. NCBI's taxonomy places the organism in Eukaryota, Fungi, Ascomycota, Sordariomycetes, Sordariales, Chaetomiaceae.
UUGUGCGCUGGUGGGUUCUUGAGCUCUGCCGCCCAUGCGGGCAGUGUUAUCGAUGCUGAGACGGCGGACAUUGUGCGACGUGGUCUUCGGGUGCAAUGCGCGACGCGAUGAUGUCGAGUGCAAUCACUGGAAGGCUAAGGUUGAUGUCAGGUUUUAGCUGGCUUCCAAGCUCACCAUGCUCCUUGGCAACCCGCUUGCUGCCGCUUCAGUGGGGCCAAGCUGGCCCCAGCAUCUCCACCGGGUGCCAUGUAAGCGGGGCCAAUUUCAGGGGUCAGAUCCACGCUGGAUCUAACUCCCAAUUCCUGUGCCUUCCCUGUUGACUCUAUCAGAUGGGCGACUUCGACUUCAAAGCUUGCGACUCCAGCUGUUGACCCAUAGCUGACCACGUUGACACGAAGCGAAAGUGUUCCAUUUGAGGAACCCGCCCGAGACGAG